AUGGAUACCUUAGAUUCUGAGAAGAUGGCAAAGAGAAUCAUUCAUAAUCGAAGUAUAACCAAACUGGAUGCGGAUGAUUUGGAGAAGGAUUCCAGUAAAUGCCAAGAUCACGGGGAAAAGAGAUGCGAUGGUGAUUCUUUGCAAAUCUCUGCAUUUCCUAGAGCCUCCAAUCUGGACAAGCCAUUCAUGAUGCCCUUGUUACCGAUUCCAAAUGUGGAUAGGUAUUAUUUGAAUGCAUCACUCGUCUUGACAGGAACAGCUUGUAAAGGGGGAAUUGGGCCGCCCGUAGGAGCUGUAGAUAUCGGUGUUAGCAAAUCUGCAUAUUAUUUUCGCAUUGCUCUACCUGGAGUCAAGAAAGAUCCUGGUCAAUUUAGCUGUGAGGUUGAACGGGAUGGAAAAGUUAGCAUCAAAGGUGUGACAUCAACUGGUGUGAAAACUGUAUCAAAAUAUUCUCGAGUUUUUGAAAUGAAAUUUCAGCAACAAUGUCCACCUGGAAACUUCAUGCUUUGCUUCAGUCUACCGGGCCCUGUUGAUCCUAGGUUGUUUUCACCAUAUUUCAGAUCUGAUGGCAUCUUUGAAGGCAUUGUUGCAAAAUAUGAGUAG
Molecule: messenger RNA, 603 nt
Organism: Fraxinus pennsylvanica
Lineage: Eukaryota; Viridiplantae; Streptophyta; Magnoliopsida; Lamiales; Oleaceae
Source: the annotation of a GenBank genome assembly